AUGUGUGGGCGAUACGCUUUGGGUGUGCGCUUGGCGUAUAUCCAACAACAGCUGCAGGAGCAUGGUAUGCAAGUGGAUGAAGCACCGGAUGACGAUUCAGUAAGAGAGACAUACAACUUUGCACCGGGCAACUUCGGCGCUGUCUAUCGCGCUGAGAUCACCGAUAAAAAGAGCCAACAAGAUGUUGAUAGCGCGCACCAAAACCAUGAUUUAGAAAAGGGAAAAGAUGACGCGAGCUCGGAUGCUAAGUCAGUAGACAACACGAUUAUCAAACACAAGCUCCAGAGCAUGAAAUGGGGUCUCAUUCCAUUCUGGACGAAGCGCCAGCCAGAUUACGGAUCCAUGAUGCGCACGAUCAACUGUCGCGAUGACUCGCUGAUCGAUGAUUCGGGGAUAUGGACUACCAUGAAACGACGAAAAAGAUGCAUUGUCGUCUGCCAGGGCUUUUACGAGUGGCUGAAGAAGGGGCCUGGGGGAAAGGAAAAGGUUCCACACUUUAUCCGGCGCAAAGACGGAGAGCUGAUGUGCUUUGCUGGAUUAUGGGACUGUGUUUCCUACGAGGGUUCCGACGAAAAGCUCUACACGUACACGGUGAUCACAACCUCUUCUAAUUCCUACUUGAAAUUCCUGCAUGACCGUAUGCCCGUCAUUCUGGACUCUGGGAAUGAGGCGAUGAACAAAUGGCUAGACCCCCGCCAAAAGACCUGGUCAAAGGAGCUCCAGUCAAUUCUCAAGCCUUACGAGGGUGAACUAGAGUGCUAUCCUGUCCCCAAAGAGGUUGGAAAAGUUGGAAAUAAUUCCCCGAACUUUAUUGUUCCUGUCGACAGCAAGGAAAACAAGAGCAAUAUUGCGAACUUCUUUGCCAACGCGAAAACGAAGGAGAGUCCAAACCCCUCUUCAAAGGAGCCGUUGCCGAAAGUGGAGAUGGUUAAGGACGAGCGCCCUACUAAGAAUUCAGAAUGGAGCGAGGACAAUGCCCCAAUACCGGUGCCAGCUGUCAAAAGGGAGCAUAGUCCAGAGGCUCCUGAUGCCGCGCAGGAAAGUAAGAAGCAAAAGGUCGAUUCAGAUACAACUAGGCCAUCGCCGCAAAAGAAGAAGUUGCGCAGUGCUACGCAUAAUAGCCCUAUGAAAAAGUCAAGUGGGACGAAGGCAGCAGAUGGGUCGCAGCGAAUUACCAAUUUCUUCAAGAAAUAA
Messenger RNA from Penicillium roqueforti, 1194 nucleotides. RefSeq names its product SOS response-associated peptidase. Gene Ontology annotation, biological process: DNA damage response. Gene Ontology annotation, molecular function: single-stranded DNA binding. Lineage: Eukaryota; Fungi; Ascomycota; Eurotiomycetes; Eurotiales; Aspergillaceae. The record is from RefSeq and is a predicted model, not a curated record. The coding region runs from base 1 to 1194 and encodes 397 amino acids. The transcript has 3 exons.